Molecule: messenger RNA, 2038 nt
Organism: Amphiprion ocellaris (clown anemonefish)
Lineage: Eukaryota; Metazoa; Chordata; Actinopteri; Pomacentridae
Gene: klf3
Product: Kruppel-like factor 3 (basic)
Exons: 6
Coding region: 260-1390 (376 amino acids)
Biological process (GO): regulation of transcription by RNA polymerase II
Molecular function (GO): RNA polymerase II cis-regulatory region sequence-specific DNA binding; DNA-binding transcription factor activity, RNA polymerase II-specific
Source: RefSeq, a predicted model, not a curated record
GUAAUUGAGUAAAGUGUGUAGCAACAGAAACAUGGGAGAAGAGUUCAGAAAAGGGAAAAGUUAAUUGUUGGAAUAUUAGCUCACCUCCACCUGGAUGAGUCACGCAAUUAGGAUGUUCAAAUUAAGACUAAUUGCUGCAUUCCCUGAAGGAGCCUGGAGAGGUAACAGAGUGCGAGUCAAGCUGCUGUACGAGCACGAAGUUCUGCACUGCGAGCGAUGAAGUGUGUCCAGUGUUUGAGCGCUGUGUUUGCGAUGUGGGAUGAAAAUGACAGCCGUGACAGAAAACAGCACAGGAACUGACAGAAGGAGCCUGGCCUGUGCAGCCAUGCUGAUGUAUGAUUACCAUAUGAAGACAGACAUGGAGACGCCAUUCUACUCAUCGCUGGUGAAAACCCCGGAGCCGUACGGAGUCAUCUUCCCUCAUCCCGCCCCCCUCUACCGGAUGCACAUGCACCCCUUCCCCCGGUCUCACACGCCCAGCAACCAAACGCACAACCAGCUGGAGCCGGUGGACCUGUCCAUCAGCAAGCGCUCCUCCUCCACCUCCUCUUCCUCCUCCCCUCCCAGCUCCUCCGCCUCCUCCCCCGCCUCCCCUCGCAGCUCCCCGCCGUCCCCGUACAGCUCGGCGAGCCGCGCCUCCCCCCGCUGCUCGCCGCCGCACUCCCAGCCGCGGUCGUCGCCCUCCCGCGCCCUCCCACCGCCCACUCCCUCACUUCCUUACCCCACCGUGGUGCCCCCCCUGCUCAGCCCGGGCAUCCAGGGGUCAGGGGUCAUGGUGUCCUCCGUCAUGGUGCACCUGCCUGUCCUCUACCCCUCACCCCUUCACCUGCACCAGCCGUUAAUGGUGAGCCCACCUGUCGCCAGUGAGGACGAACAUCCUCUCAACAGGACAGCUCACCCUUCGAUGCCUCUGGAACUGCGAGGGGAAGCUCCCGACCUUCACAAGCCGAUCAAAACAGAGACUCGCUCUGAAUUCCCUCAUGACCCUAUCAGCAGCCGUGAGAUGAAGCCAUCCGUCAUCAGGAUGCAAAACGAGUACAAGGGUAACAACCCGUCAGUAAUAGUUCAUCCGGGCACAAAACAUCCUCUCCCUGCCGACUCUCCCGACCCUCUGAAAAAGAGGAGGAUUCACUGCUGCGACUUCAACGGCUGCAACAAAGUGUACACCAAGAGCUCCCACCUCAAAGCACAUCGCAGGACACACACCGGGGAGAAACCCUACAAGUGCAUGUGGGAAGGCUGCACGUGGAAGUUCGCCCGUUCAGACGAGCUGACGAGACACUUCCGCAAGCACACGGGAGUCAAACCGUUCCAGUGUCCCGACUGUGAACGCAGCUUCUCCCGCUCCGACCACCUGGCUUUGCACAAGAAACGCCACCUUCUGGUGUGAAACCCUCCACCGGGGGACUUGAAACAAACCCCACGCUGGGUUCAAUGUUGGACUUCGCCAUUUUGGCUCGGUGGCGGUGGAGGGGUGGAUUUAAAAGAGCUGGCCUUACACAUUGGACUCUGACAGGGAGUGGGGAAAUGUUCCUCAGGGUGCAGGUUUAGACCCUUUCACCUCAUUAGCCUGAAUAUGAGCUGGUGUCAGCUUGCUACUCUGUGCAGAUUUAUCACUAGCUCAUUGCAACAUUUUUUAAUAGAAAUGCGGUAGCUGUACCAGACCUCUGAUCAGCUGCGGAAGGUCCAGAGCGGCUGUAUCAUCUCAGCUGGCCUGAGAGCGGAAGCGCCGUUUUCUGGCUGCAAACUGCAUCCGUCUGUUGGAGCCACACGGCACCCUCAAGCUUAUUAGCGCAACAUAAGCUCUCAUUUCUCUGCAUGCAUUCGAGUUAAAAUUGCGGACACACACUUACAAACACAUGCUAUUUGCUAGCUAGGCCAAUAAAAUGUGAAACUUUCCAGAAUGUAUCAUAUCACACCUCCUACUGUGCUACUCGUACACACACACACACACACACACACACACACACACACACACACACACACACACACACACACACACACACACACACGCACACACACGCACACACACACACAG